Molecule: messenger RNA, 1360 nt
Organism: Anastrepha ludens (Mexican fruit fly)
Lineage: Eukaryota; Metazoa; Arthropoda; Insecta; Diptera; Tephritidae
Gene: angel
Product: protein angel
Exons: 1
Coding region: 136-1263 (375 amino acids)
Molecular function (GO): 3'-5'-RNA exonuclease activity
Source: RefSeq, a predicted model, not a curated record
UAAACAGCUGAUUUUGUAUUCAAUGGGACACAAGAACCAAAUAAAGGAGUCGAAAAAAUUUAAAGCAUCAAACAAAAUCAGUUCUAGCGCUUCCGAGCCAAAAUUAAUGCUCUAAAUUCGGAUGUUACUGGUGAAAUGUUUAAAACUCUGAUUACCUGCAUCCACACAAAUAAUCUACUGAGUUCAGUGAAAUCGUUAGGAAGCCACGUCGAACAAUUAAAGGCAUACACAAGGAGUAGGUGGCAGCGCACAAAGAAAAUGAGACGCACAUGGGAGCGGGUAAUCGGAGCUGGAGACAGAAAAGAAUAUACCUUAUUGUCGUACAAUAUUCUUGCGCAAGACUUGUUAGUGGAACAUUUGCAUCUGUACAUCGACAUAGAGCCACCGAUGUUGCGUUGGGAUCAUCGGCUGUUACGUUUGACGGAGGAGAUUCAGUACAUCAAACCCGACAUACUCUGCCUACAAGAGAUGCAAUUCAACCAUAUAAAAGGCUUCAUCAGACGUAUAAGCUUCAAAAGAGAGUUGGAAUAUGUGUUCAAAAAGAAGACUGGAUGUCGGACAGAUGGCUGUGCAAUUAUUUACGAUAAAAGUAAAUUUCGACUCUUGGCAGAACACCCAGUAGAGUAUUAUACCCGUGGUCAUGCAGUGUUAAACCGCGAUAACAUCGCUUUACUGGCCAAAUUUGCGGAUAAAAAACAACCAAAAAAGAAAUUUGUUAUAGCCACAACACAUUUAUUGUACAACCCAAAAAGGCAAGACGUCCGCAUUGCACAAGUACAAAGCCUGCUCGAGGCCAUUCAUGAAUUUUCUGUGGAAACAGAAGGGGGCAAAAAUAAGCCUCUACCGGUGAUAUUGACUGGCGACUUCAAUUUUGAAUCCAAAACAAGACCAUAUCAAGUGUUAUCCGAACCAUUCAAAUCUGACUCAGUCUCGGAAAAGCCUGUGAGCGAUAGUGCGAAAAAUUGCAGUAAACAAGAAGCUAAUAGGGAGUAUUAUUUACGAGCGGCUGGCGGGGAAGAAUCUGUGAACAAUCUGCAAAUGGCGCCAAUCGAUUUUGGUAAUCAAUCCGCUUCAACGUUUCAACAAAAUUGGAUUACGGUUGACUACGUUCUACAUUCAGUCGAUCAGUAUCGCAACAAAAUUCAAGUACAAUCGGUAUACGCGCUACCAAAAAUUAAUGACUGCAUACAGCAUGGACAAAUUCCUAAUAAGUUUUUAGGCUCGGAUCACUACUCGCUUGCAAUAAAAUUCUCAGUGCUUUAGUAUUUAAUUUUAGCUUGCGUGAAAAUACAUAAACGACUUAUAUAAAAUGUUUACCUGUAAGAAACGACCAUUAAAUGCAAAACUGUUGGCCUUCAAA